Molecule: messenger RNA, 1143 nt
Organism: Psilocybe cubensis
Lineage: Eukaryota; Fungi; Basidiomycota; Agaricomycetes; Agaricales; Agrocybaceae
Exons: 5
Coding region: 1-1143 (380 amino acids)
Source: RefSeq, a predicted model, not a curated record
AUGUCAGAUCAAAGAGCUAGAGGAAGAGGUACACCUAGAGGUGCCGAAGGAAGUUGGCGAGCUCGCGGAAGAGGUAAAGGAAGAGGGUCCACUUCCCCAUCUUCAAGCUGGCAUACCAAUGGCCCCAUUCAAAGAGAUGCCUCAGUUAGUGCGAAUCCUACUGCCUCUGCGUCUGUAUCAUUCAGAAGACGAAUGGACCUCAUGGCCUCUGUGAGCAGGAGCAGCGGACUGGAAAAAGAUGGCGAUGACUUGAAAAAUUACAAGACACAGGAAGAGUAUAAACAUUUUAUAAAAGAGAAGGUCGAAUCAAUCUUUAAAGAUCACGCUCGGUCUGUAUCUGAAUCCGAGGACGACAAAAAGAGACGGAUAGAUUCACAGGAAAAUGUGCUCAUUCUUUUCCGGAAGCUUAGAGAGGGCGUGUCCUCUUCCAACAGAAAUGACGCAUUUGCCUUGGAAACCUAUGAAACCUCUCUCUAUCUUUCAGCUCUUUUCGAUUCUCCGAAGCAAACGAUAUCCAUCAUCCCUCAUCUUCUACCAGUAAGACAUGAAGACCCCCCGAAAUUUACGUCGCACAGUCCGUCGGGGUACAGUGUUAUGAUCUCACUCUUACAUCACCUCGUUGCACAAUAUCCGUCGCAGGGCACGUACUUUCAACAACGAAAUUCGCUUCCCAGUGGUUUACUACAUACCUAUUCUGAAGGCAUGGAAUGGCUAGCCUCUCUAACCAAAAGCCUACGCUUCAGAAAUUACGCCAAAUUCGCAAUGCUCACACAGCGAUCUCAUGUAAUGGCUCUUCUUCAGCGAUUCUCGGACAACGACAAAGCUGCAUACAAUUCACAGACGGGACUUAAAUCCGAUAGCGACCUCGCUAUAAAAGCCAUUUUGAAUCUACUAGAUUCUUUGAGAAAGAAAGUAAGCGAGACUGCUUGGACUAUCAUUCGCGCUACGUAUCGUGAACUUUCUUGCGAUUCCACUCCUAAUGAAACGGGAGCAUGGCUUUCACGAUCAUUAUGCCUUGAAAAUCUUCUCGAUAGCCGAUUCAGCGUCGAUGCAGAACGCUGGCUUGUCGACAAAAUUCCUAUUGGGCAUGUUCGCAGAAAAGAAGGUGUUGAAGGAAAGUGGGUCGUUUGCAAAGUUAGAUGA